AUGGCCGUGGUGUUGGCAGCCGACGCCAUCUGUAGUUGCAAGAACAGCUGCCGCGCCACAAGCCGGAGAGCACACCCGCCGCUACUGGUGCAUAACCACCUUGUGCUGCAGCUUGCAAGCUCACCACCACAUCUGUACCGAGCCGUGGUGAAGGAGCUGCAGGACAUGAACGGAUGUAGUCAAUGGCUGCCUUGCUAUGCAGGAGAGGGCAACAUCGACCUCAACCUCUCCCUGCAGCGGGCCUCGUCGCCGGAGUGGUUUGGUUACUUCUCCUGCUCCUACUGCACCAAGAAGUUCUACUCCUCCCAGGCGCUAGGCGGCCACCAGAACGCCCACAAGUCCGAGCGCAGCGUCGCCAAACGCACGCGGGAGCUGGCCUACACGCGCCGCCAGGGCUACGUGGGCCAGCUCGGUGAGGCCAGCAGGAGAGAGAAGGACCCGACUAGCAAUGCCACGGGGAGCUCCUCGCACAGGAGGGCGUCCCCGCCGGAGGCAGCUCGCCGGGACCUCAUCAAAGAGGACAUCGAUCUGUCCCUCAAGCUCUGAUAUUAGUUGCUUAUUGCCUACUGGAUUGAGGUUUUUGUAACUGCAAACUUCUGGUCGAUUCUCCUUAUUAUUAUUAUUUUC
This is a messenger RNA of Triticum urartu, 627 nucleotides long. RefSeq names its product zinc finger protein GIS3-like. The record is from RefSeq and is a predicted model, not a curated record. Gene Ontology annotation, biological process: negative regulation of abscisic acid-activated signaling pathway. NCBI's taxonomy places the organism in Eukaryota, Viridiplantae, Streptophyta, Magnoliopsida, Poales, Poaceae.